Molecule: messenger RNA, 573 nt
Organism: Nycticebus coucang (slow loris)
Lineage: Eukaryota; Metazoa; Chordata; Mammalia; Primates; Lorisidae
Gene: PIERCE1
Product: piercer of microtubule wall 1
Exons: 3
Coding region: 18-428 (136 amino acids)
Biological process (GO): axoneme assembly
Cellular component (GO): axonemal microtubule
Source: RefSeq, a predicted model, not a curated record
GGCCUGCUGUAGGCAAAAUGACCGAGGAGACCUCCCAAGAGUGCGCGGAGCCUGCGCAGCCCCAGGUCGCGGCGCCCCCGGAGAAGACCUGCGACUUCUACCGCGUGGGCAAGGACCUGCCGGCCAGGUUCAACAACCCGGGGUGGUUCCGGGGCUACAGGACCAAGAAGACUGCCUCGUUUUACAGGACCAGUAACCAAGCUUACGGGAGCAGAGCUCCCACUGUGCAUGAGAUGCCGAAAGUAUUUUAUCCAACUUCAAAUAAAUUUUCCAGACAACGUGCAGCCACUGGAAUGUUCCAGAACAACACUGUCAACGUGUACAUGGAGAAGAGCCUUGUGACUGGCCCCGACAACUACAUUACCUCCUUCGACCCGCUCAACUUCCACCCCAGUUACAAUGUCAACAGGCCGUCCAUCUGCGAUUGAGGGGGGCUGAAAGCCCUCUCCAGGGGCUUCUGACGCCAGUGGCAGCCAUUUGGAGAAUUGUCUCUGAUGCCUGACAAUUCAUGUGACUGUGAAGGAACAGACUUUGCUGCUGUCCUUGAAAAUAUUUUCUGCCCUGGAAUAGAAA